Cucurbita pepo subsp. pepo (vegetable marrow) is the source of this 3544-nucleotide messenger RNA. Its product is annotated as Pentatricopeptide repeat (PPR) superfamily protein. The record is from RefSeq and is a predicted model, not a curated record. Lineage: Eukaryota; Viridiplantae; Streptophyta; Magnoliopsida; Cucurbitales; Cucurbitaceae. Gene Ontology annotation, molecular function: protein binding.
UUUUUUCUUCGCACCCUUCGACAUCCCGGCGCCCCAGUUCCGUAUCCCCCUCGUUCUCUCUCUCUCGCCAUCGCCGCCACAGUCGCCAUCGCCGUCGCCCACUACCUCCGCCAUUCUCUCUUCAGUUCAGCCGUCUACCAUCCGGCGCUCUCUUUGCCCAAAACUAAUUCACUUAUUCAUCCUCUCUUCAGUUAAACCAGUUUGGCGGAACGAAGAACAAAUGAGGGCUUUUCGUGAGGUAGAUGAAGAACUGGGAAGGAAGAGGAGAUGAAUAACCCACCAAAAGUCCGAACCGAACCGAAUCGAAUCGAAUCAGUGUUUCUCAAUUCGACUUGGAAACCUAGUUCCAGUUAUCUCCUUCACUCGUCUUUAGUUCUUUCUGCAAUGAAGUUGAAAUUGAUGUGAAGGCAGGGUCUUCUCAAUUUCACUGGAGAGAUAUGAUUAAGUCGUGUAAUUAACCAUGAUUUUGCUACAACGUGUUGCCAGAGUCGAAUCUAAAACCAAAACUGGGAUUUUUGUAUCCUCAUUUAAGGAUAUCUUCAAUGAAGCUCUUGGAUCUUCCUCACCGUGUCCUAAUUUAUAUUCCUUUUCGUCUGUUGGUGGAAUUAGUGAUAAUGGAAACAGGAUUGUUCCUAUGUUUUCCCCUUGGAUGUCCACGGGAGUUGGUACAAGCUCGACAGCAGCAGGAGGGGCAGAUUGGAUGGUCACUCAGGAAGUAGCCUUGUCCUUUAAGGAGUGGUUCAAAUCUGGAAGCAACGCUUUGUAUGAUCAAAUCUUCCAAAUCCUCCAAAUGGCUAGAGAUGACCAAGAAAUGCCAUAUGGUCAUUCCACUGCUGAUCUAGCUCUUUCUAGUCUUGGCCUUCGUCUCAAUGAGUUAUUUGUCUUAGAUGUCCUGCGUUAUGGCUCCAAGGAUGUUCUGUCUUGCCUCAAGUUCUUUGACUGGGCAGGACACCAACCGGGAUUCUUCCAUACACGUGCCACAUUCGUUGCCAUCUUUAAGAUUCUGUCCAAGGCCAAGCUCAUGUCCCUCAUGUUUGAUUUCCUUGAAAACUACGUGCAGCAGAAAUUUGUCCAUAAGGCUCGUUUUUACAAUACGUUGGUGAUGGGUUAUGCUGUUGCUGGUAAACCCAUUUUUGCUCUUCAGCUGUUUGGUAAAAUGCGCUUUCAAGGCCUUGAUCUCGAUUCUUUUGCCUACCAUGUUCUUUUGAAUUCUCUUGUUGAGGAGAAUUGCUUUGAUGCAGUGCAUGUUAUUGUCAAGCAGAUUACUCUGAGGGGAUUUGUGAAUGAGAUCACACAUUACUUAAUGCUAAAAAAUUUCUGCAAGCAGAGUCAGUUGGAUGAGGCAGAAACCUUCUUGCAUGACUUGGUAGGUAGUGGAAAAGGACUGAAUGGGCGUAUGCUGGGUUUUCUUGUUAGUGCACUUUGCAAAAGUGGAAACUUUGAGCGGGCAUGGAAGUUGGUUGAAGAGUUUAGAGACUUAGAAUUAGUUUCAAUGGAUCAUGUGUAUGGUGUGUGGAUAACAGAACUUAUUAGGGCUGGGAAGCUGGAGAGAGCUCUACAGUUCUUAUAUAGCAGAAAGUCAGAUGAAAGUUACAUUCCUGAUGUCUUUCGUUAUAAUAUGUUGAUUCAUAGACUUCUCAGAGAUAACCGGCUUCAGGAGGUGUUUGACUUGCUUACAGAAAUGAUGGAGGAACAUAUUUCCCCGGAUAAAGUUACUAUGAAUGCUGCCAUGUGUUUCCUCUGCAAAGCUGGGAUGGUGGAUGUUGCACUUGAUUUAUACAACUCAAGAUCAGAAUAUAGGCUUUCCCCCAAUAGUAUGGCAUAUAACUAUUUGGUCAAUACUUUAUGUGGAGAUGGAAGCACUGAUGAAGCAUACCACAUCUUGAAACACUCCAUAGAUCAAGGUUACUUUCCGGGAAAAAAGACAUUUUCUAUACUUGCAGAUGCUUUAUGUCGAGAGGGAAAGCUUGAUAAGAUGAAGGAGUUGGUUAUUUUUUCCUUAGAGAGGAACUUUAUGCCCAGUGGUUCCACAUAUGAUAAGUUUAUAUCUGCUUUAUGCAAGGCUAAGAGAGUUGAAGACGGCUAUUUGAUUCAUGGUGAGCUUAAUAGAAUAAAUGUAGUAGCUAUAAAGAGCACUUAUUUUGUUUUGAUAGAUGGUUUUAACAAGUUAAGGAGGGGCGAUAUCUCUGCAAGACUACUCAUUGAGAUGCAGGAAAAGGGUCACAAUCCAACUAGGAAAAUAUUUAGAUCAGUUAUUCACUGUCUUAAUGAAAUGGAGAAUAUGGAAAAACAAUUCUUUAACCUGCUUGAGUUACAGUUAUCUCGUCAAGAGCCCAGUCCUGAGGUGUACAAUAACUUCAUUUAUGGAGCUGCACUUGCAAAAAAGCCUGAGCUUGCUAGAGAAGUAUAUCAGAUGAUGUUGAGAAGUGGAAUCCGACCCAAUUUAAGUUCCGACAUUCUUUUGUUAAAGUCCUACUUACAUAGUGAACGCAUUUCUGAUGCUUUGAAUUUUGUAAGCGAUUUGUAUCAGACACGAACUAUUGGAAGGAAAAUAUCCAACGUCAUGGUUGUCGGUCUAUGCAAAGCCAAUAAAGCUGAUGUUGCACUUGAUGUUUUGAGGGACAUGAGGGAUAGGGGUGUAAUACCUAGUAUUGAAUGCUACGAGGAGCUGGCCAAGCAUUUAUGUCAUAAUGAAAGAUACGAUUUGGUGGUAAAUCUUAUAAACGAUCUAGAUAAAGUUGGGCGUCCAAUUACAUCCUUUCUUGGUAAUACACUUCUAUAUAGUUCAUUGAAGACUCAAAAACUCUAUGAUGCCUGGGUUAGUUCAAGAGAGGGGCAAGUGGAGACUUCCCGAAGUUCUAUGCUCGGCCUGCUAAUUGGGGCAUUUUCUGGCCAUAUUAGAGUAAGCCAGUCUAUUAAGAACUUGGAAGAAGCCAUUGCCAAGUGCUUCCCACUUGACAUCUACACGUACAACCUAUUAUUGAGGAGGCUAAGUGCAAAUGACCUGCAACAAGCAUUUGAGUUAUUCAAUCGAUUGUGUGAGAAAGGAUAUGUGCCGAAUAGAUGGACUUAUGAUAUAUUGGUUCAUGCUCUUUUCAAACAUGGGAGGACGUCAGAAGCUAAGAGAUUGCUGGAAGUAAUGUAUCGAAAAGGAUUCACUCCGACGGAGUGUACUAAAGCAUUUAUUUAAUCCAACAGUGUUUGACAAGAUGCCAUGAUCUACAGAAAAUUUAGCACUAUUGUCCCCCUUCUGCGAAAUAUUAUUCUAUUUUGUUCAAUGAAGAGUGGAAAGCCCUGAAGAUUUUAUCCAGCCAAGCAUCAAAGCAUUUCUUGGCUUAGUAUUUCAUGGAAUAAGUAGGGUAGAAGAUUGUCUAGUAAAAGAGAUCGUAGUUUCCAAUCCAAUCAUUUCUACAGUUUGAAAUAAUUCUUACUCUUUUUUUAAAUGAUAAUGAUUUGUUGUAAUUUUGAUUUCGUGACCCCAUCGUAAUUUUUGUAAGCUAUUUGCUAGAUGAGUAACAAGUCACAUGCCAUCAAUUUAAUGCUU